This is a messenger RNA of Schistocerca cancellata (South American locust), 4201 nucleotides long. RefSeq names its product myb-related protein B (gene Myb). Gene Ontology annotation, biological process: positive regulation of transcription by RNA polymerase II; mitotic cell cycle. NCBI's taxonomy places the organism in Eukaryota, Metazoa, Arthropoda, Insecta, Orthoptera, Acrididae. The transcript is spliced from 15 exons. The record is from RefSeq and is a predicted model, not a curated record. Gene Ontology annotation, cellular component: nucleus. Bases 179 to 2578 code for a protein of 799 amino acids. Gene Ontology annotation, molecular function: DNA-binding transcription factor activity, RNA polymerase II-specific; RNA polymerase II cis-regulatory region sequence-specific DNA binding.
GCCAAAACAAUCCCGGCUUCGCCAUCUUGCGGUGUCAGCGUGAGGCACUGCAAGAGAGAAGCUGUGUCAAUGUAGAUACCGUCACUGUUUUAUAGCAGAAUAUUUGUGUAUUCUCUGUGCAUAUGUUAAUGCCUACUGUGAGAUGCUACGUACGUAACAGGAGCAGCGUCGUUACACAAUGAGGUCCCGGUCCGGCUACGACAGUAACUCCAGCGAUGAGGGCGGCGCUUCGGACGAAUCGUCGGCGGAGGAGGCGGCGGCGCCGGUCUCCGCCCGGGCCACGGGAACCAGGAAGCAUAUCAACAAAGGCCGCUGGAGCAAGGAGGAGGAUUCCCGGCUGAAGCAGCUGGUGGAAGUGUACAGUGAGCGCUGGGAGAUAAUCGCGAAACAUUUCCCUGAUCGGUCGGACGUGCAGUGCCAGCAGCGCUGGCAGAAAGUCGUCAAUCCGGAGCUCGUCAAGGGUCCAUGGACGAAGGAGGAAGAUGAAAAAGUUGUGGAACUGGUGGAGCGUUAUGGACCAAAGAAAUGGACAUUGAUUGCCCGCCACCUAAAGGGCCGCAUUGGCAAGCAGUGCCGAGAGCGCUGGCACAAUCACCUCAAUCCUAACAUAAAGAAGACUGCGUGGACAGAAGAGGAGGACAUGGUCAUCUAUAGGGCGCAUCAGCAAUGGGGCAACCAGUGGGCUAAAAUAGCAAAGCUGCUGCCUGGCAGGACAGACAACGCAAUAAAGAAUCACUGGAACUCAACAAUGCGUCGCAAGUACGAAUCGGAUGAUCGUUGCGAGGGUCAGAGUCGGCGUGCUAAGACGAGGGCUGCGAAACAGACGAGUGUCGGUGCUAGUGUUUCCAACUCUGCUUGCACGACAGAUGAUAUUGACGAUAAAUCAGUUCAGUCACAGUUCCGAAACAAUCUUACUACAUCAGCAUCUCGUAGUGAUUAUUUGGCAAGGUCUGCUGACACAUAUAGCAAUGACAAAUGGUCACCAGCCAGCUGUGACCAGCAGACUCCAAAUACAAGUUUUCAUUCGUCAGUCGAGCAAGUUGCUCCAUCAUGUGGAACCCUGUUUCCUUCUGAGCAACUGCAUGAACAUUUCUUCAAAUCAGAUUCGCCAAUGAAACUGGCACGUCCAAAUACUCCAGAGUACAUUCUGUCAUCUCCCCUCAGGUAUUUCGAUAUGGAAAUGCUAUCUCAUCCAAGUCCCAUGAAAUUGGAAUCCGAUGAGGGUUUUUCUGAUGUUAAUGUAAUGGAUUUGGUACAUGGAGAUGGUUAUGGUUCUUCAGACAUAUCACCAGAUAAGAAUUUGGAGGAUCGUAAGAAGGGGCCGAUUGGUUUGCGAUUUGAUGGUCAGACAAUCCAGAACAUACAGUCAGAGUUGGCAGCUGCUGGUGUGGUUAGAACAGGGAGCCUGAUUCCAUUUUCUCCAAAUGUUGUUGCAGCAGCCAAGAUGUCAUCUCCACCGCCAAUAUUACGUAAAAGUAUAACUCGAAAGCCAAUAAAAGUUGAGCCAUGUGACAAUUCCCUUGACAAUUUUGCAUUGAGUGAAAUGGCUGCUUCUUAUCAGGCAUCUGACAUGAGUGAUUCCCCAGCAUACAGUACAAAUCUGCUUUGUAGUCCAUCAACACCUGGGAAAUCAGUUCCAUUCAGUCCUUUGCAGUUCCUGAAUACCAGUUUUUCGCUUGAAGACAAUUUUUCAAGUCCUUUCCGUCGCUUUGCUACUGGCCAGUCCACACCUGUUCGUGGUGGAGGAGCAGAUGAAGCUCAACAAGAAGAUAGUCCUGGACCAUUGUGUACGCCUAACCCCCCUCUCCCAGUUGGUCUCUUCAAGAAGGAACCAUCUAGCAAAGAACACUGUACGCCAAGCAAGUCGAGGCGCAGUCUGCUUAGUACACCACGGACACCAACUCCUUUUAAGGAUGCUUUGGCUGAAUGCCAAAAGAAGGGCGGUGUGAACUACAUGCCACAAACGCCUACAAGGCUGGUUGAAGAUAUCACUGAAAUAAUUAAAAAUGAGCAGAACUUGUCAGACACACAGUAUGAUAUGCAUGGCAAUUCACUCUACAUUGGCCAGAAUGGCCUGGGUGACAGUGGCUAUCUUACUCAUAAGCGGAAAGCAUCACCGGCGACGGGCAAGGAAAAUACUCUUCCUAACAAACGUGUCCGUAAAGCUUUGGCACCUUCUUGGAGCACACCAGGAAAUGUUACAGUUCCAGGAGUCACCGAUUGCUUAUUUAUGUCAGAGACACCUAGUAAAUCACUGGAGGCAGACACGUCAGUUCUGUUUUCCCCACCAUACAUACUGAGAGAAGUACUCCCAGAAGCAGAUGAGCUAGGAGUUAAUGAAAAUCCUCCGCCUAAUAUUCGGAAGCUUUCACCUGCAGCAAAGCCUCUUGGAUUGUUCAAAUCUGCUGUGAAGAGGAUAAACUUCGGGGAAGUCACCAAUAUUCGUGGGCUGCCAAAGCUUGAUGUGCGAUGGGAGAUGGUAGCUUGUGGUCGUACAAGAGAUCAGUUGGAACUAACUGAACAGGCCCACAGGUACCUCAAUCAGUCUGCUCUACAGCCCCGGUCACUCAACCUUUAGAAAGGUUGCGAACAACAUGUGAUAUUAUGUUAAAGUAUAAAAUGUGCUCAGCAAUUGAGUGUUGUAUUAUACUUGUUAUAAUUAAAAACUAUCCAGUAUUUUUGGUACGUGGAGAAAAUGUACUGCUUUUAUGUGGUACAUGAUGUUUAUUAUGAUACCUCUUCUGUGAAAUAAUAGAAGACAUUCAGUUAUCUGGCAGUGAGUGUAGAAAAGUGAAAAAACGUUGGAGGGGACACUUGCUCGGAGAGCACAAUGUGUUCUGUCAUGGUCUGGUCAAAUGAUGUAACGACACAUUGAAAAUUGUGUGUGUGUGUGUGUGUGUGUGUGUGUGUGUGUGUGUGUGUGUGUCAGUCAGUCAGGGAAGUAAUAGGAGAAAGAGAGAAUAGUACCAAGUAAGUUAAUCAGCCAGAUGAGAACUGCAGUGUGUGUAAACGUCUGAAAAAAUUGUUAAGUUUCCUUGAAAUGUUAUAGUUUAUUUCUUUCUGUUUUUUAUGUGUGUGUUACUCUUGCAUUUAAUUUAUUUUGUAUGUACUAUGCUAAUACAUUAAUUUGUACAUGUAAAAGCAUAUUUAGGGUGGUUUUGUAAGAAGAUAACAGAGAAAACUGGAAAAAGAAUAAUAUUACUUAACUUUCUUCAGUCUGUAUAAUUUUGUAAAACAGCUAUCAGUGAAUAUAAAAACAAGUAUUGUGAAACAGAUAUGUAUCGUGUGUGAUGCUGCUUGCAUGAAAUGCAGAGCUCACGUUGAAUAGAGAAGACAACUGUUUCACAAGUGUUUAGUUUUAUACUUUAUUGAACAUAUAACACAGCUCUCACGUGCACAACUUUCACUGCAUUAUAUUAUAAGCAUUUAAUUACACAGUAGUGGCAGCUUUAAGUUUUAGCACUCACCUUUUCUUUGAAGGUUUUAGGGUAAAAAAAAUUAUUACAUGCAUGUGCUGUGUAUUAAUAAUAAAUUUCACUUGUACCUGGUGGUUGUUGUAAGAAACUACACUACUAAUGAGUCUCGUGCAGGAGUGUGAUAUCAGGUUUGAGUAACUGAAUGUUAACUUGUAAUAUCAUUGAUGUAGGAGAUGUAUGCAAUACAGUUAAGUGUUUUGUAUGAGAGUGGUGGCAAAUGUAUUUUAUAUGCUUACAUAUUUUGUGUGUGGCAUGGAGCCAUCACAUCACAUCAUUUCAUUCUCAGAGAUGCAUGUUCAGCACCAUGGUUGUGUUUCCUCAUUCUUUGAGUUUGAAUAUUGAGGGUCUUACGAGCUGUAGAUAAUCAUUUAUGUGGCCUUUCCUUAAAACAACGAGCUCAUAAUUAUGUGCCUUACCUUUGAUAUAUUUAAGAAGUGGAAAACAAGAGAACCGUUAGUGUGAUGUAAAUGUUUAUUAUGCAUUUUGCUUGAAGUAUUGUCAGUGUUGAAAACCAAAUAAUUUCACAUUGUAUCUUUCUGUGGGCAUUUUGCCCACAAAGAAGACUGUAUAGAUGUAACAAAGUAUUUUCAUCGAAGAACACUGUGCCUUCAUGUGAUUAAUAUGUUAAUUGGACUACAAAUAGUUUCAUAUUGUGGCUGGAUCUGACAUAAACCUGUAAAGAAGACUGUACAGGAAGAAAUAUAAACUUUCAUUUAAAAACUGUA